Messenger RNA from Tetrahymena thermophila SB210, 2040 nucleotides. RefSeq names its product zinc knuckle protein. NCBI's taxonomy places the organism in Eukaryota, Ciliophora, Oligohymenophorea, Hymenostomatida, Tetrahymenidae. The record is from RefSeq and is a predicted model, not a curated record. Gene Ontology annotation, molecular function: nucleic acid binding; zinc ion binding. The transcript has 5 exons.
GAUUCAAAAGUAUUAAAUUUUGAUACACUCAAUUAAAAAACAAAUAAGAAAAUUAUUAAUUAAAUAAGCUUAACUCUGAAAGUAAUAAGUAGCAAAAAGAGGGCACCUAAUUUUUAAUUAAUUAAAGGGAAUUAAGCAAAGUAAAAAUCGAUGAAAUCGUCUCAAUAAUACUUUAACCUAUCAGACAAUAGCGAUAAUGAAAGAUAUUCAAAGAAAAGAAACAAAAGUGGACAUUAACAAGAUUAAAAGGCUUCUAAAUAAGGAAAAGGCGAAAGAAAAAGUUAUUAAAGCUUUAACUAAUUUCAAUAGUUGAUGGAAUCACCUAAUGCUUAUUUGGCAUUAUCAGACAGCAGUGGCGAUGAGAGAUCUUCUUCUAAAAGAAUGGCAAGCAGGUACAAAAAAAUAAGUAAACAAAGCAGUAAAGGAACAAAGGAAUAAUAUGAAAAAUAGAAAUCUUAAAAUCAUCAUAAUCAUCAUAACCAUCACACUCACCAUAAAGAUAUUCAAGAAAGCCAUGAUCAUAAAUCUCACUAAAAGAAAUAAGAUCAUCAACAUUAGCAUUAACACCAACACCAUAGCCAUAGGAAAAGCAGUAAUGAUGGAAAAGCAGAAUAAAUAGUCAAUAUCAUCAGCAAUUUAGAAAAUUAAGUGAAAACUCAAUAGGAAACAUUUAAAGAAUCAAGCAUUUAAUAUAGCAGUAAUCAUUAAAUUUAAAAAUCUCCAUCAGAUAGUACUUCUACAAAUAUAGAUGAUGUAUCUGAAUAGCCACAGAAGAUAAAUUAUACUCUGCACUUAAAUGCCUUUAACAGUGUGCUCACUCCAGAAGAAAUGAAAAACUUGACAUUUGAGGAUUCGAGACAUUAUAAAGUUAUUGGCGAUACUCGUAUUUUUUAUACUCGCUCUGGAAACUUGUCAUAAAAGAUAAAGGAGAUCCACAACACUAAGGAAGAAUAAGAAAGGUUAGCAUUUUUGGAGGAGAAGAGAAAAUAGCAAGAGCUCUUGAAAAAUAUCUCUGAAAACAAAAGCUCUGAGACAAACAAAGAAGAAAAAAUGGAUGAUGAGCAAGAAGAGAAUUUCAGAGAUUUAUUUGAAUACGAUAAGAACAAUAGGUACUUUUAGCAGGAAUAGAAACCUUAAAUGACAUGCAGAAGAUGCAAAUAAUAGGGUCAUUUUGAGAGAAUGUGUAUGCUUGAAGUUAAGGAUGUAUGCAAUAAUUGUUUGGGUGAUCACUUUGCUCGUCAAUGCCAGCAAAAAAUAUGUUACAGUUGCAGUUAGUUUGGUCAUGCCAGUGCAAAUUGUCCAAAAUAAAACUAAUAAAAGUGUUCUAGAUGUCAAAAACCAGGGCAUAUUAAAGCUGACUGUGGUGCUAUCUUUAUGAAUAGCUACUCGAAGUAUAAAUAAAACACACCUUUUAAUGGAAUAGAAGAGGAAUGGAAAAAGACUGAUGACCAAAAAAUAAAAUGCAUGGUUUGUCACAAAAAAGGGCAUUCAAACUGCAAAAACGACUAUUAAAAGAUAAAAGAUGAUAUUUAUGGAACAAAGUUUUAAGAAAGAAUAUAAAAACUCAGGAGAAAAGAAGAAGAAGCUAAAUUUUAAGGAAAAAUAAUUAAUUUCCAUUACUCUGAUGAAUCUGAAGAUUCUUAUGAUUCUCAUUUGGCUCCACCUAGUCCAGCUUUAAGCUCUUAAUCUUAAGAAGAAAGAAAUGAAAAAAAAAGAAACAGUAAAAAGAAAUAGAAAAGAUAGCAAGAUAGUCAUCAUCAUAAUAGUCACAGUCAUCAUAGUCAUAGCAGCCAUAGCCAUAGUAAACAUCAUGGUCAUCACCACAGUUAGAAUGGUUCUCACCACAGUUAGCAUAGUUCUCAUCGCCAUCACCACAGCCAUCAUGAUGAAAACCACCAUCAUCAUCACCGUGAUUCACACCACCAUCAUAAAUCUGAUAAAUAUAGCAGAUAUUAUGAAGAUAUUUAAAUUCAUGUAGAUGACGAUAAACAUUACAAGUUAAAAAAACAAAUAAGGAAAGAAUCUAAAAAAUAUAAAUGA